Molecule: messenger RNA, 451 nt
Organism: Maylandia zebra (zebra mbuna)
Lineage: Eukaryota; Metazoa; Chordata; Actinopteri; Cichliformes; Cichlidae
Source: RefSeq, a predicted model, not a curated record
GAUAGGACACACGCAGCGCGCUUUGACAGAGCUGAGUGUUUAGAACGCAGCGGCGCGUGUAACAAUCGUGAAAGCGCCGUGCUAACCUCACGAAGUGCAGAUAUGGCCGACAAAACGCCGCCUCAGAAAUCCAACGCUCCAUACGCAGCCAGGAUAGACCCAACCAAAGAGGGUCUUUCUCAAGAUCAAAUGCAUUUUAUCAGACAGGUGGAACUGGAACAGUGGAAGAGGAGAACGUCGAAGCUGCGGACACGAAACGUGGUGACGGGACUCGCUAUCGGUGCGCUCGUGUUGGGAAUUUACGGCUACACAUUUUACUCAGUCUCCCAGGAGCGGAUCAUGGAUGAGAUCGAUGAGGAGGCCAAGCGUGCGAGAAUGCAGGGACCAAAAACCGGUGCCAACUGAGAUUUAAGUGUCAUCUGCUUGUUGUUGGACUUUAUUUCUGUCCUGC